UUUCUCGUCGUCUCCGUUGCGUUGCCACUCCUGCCCACCCACUCGCUCCGUCCCGUCCAUGUGGCGUCGCCACCUCCGCUUUAUAUAAUAAGCCCUUCCCCACCCCCUCGGUCACCUCGUCUACUCUGUUCGCUCUCUCGGCUUCUCCCCUCCUGACGUCCCUCUUACAGAGAAAGCUUCCUGACAUGGCCGUGCAAGCGCAAUUCGGCGGCCUCACCGGGUGCUUGGCCGAGGAGCAAAUGCGGGCGCUGAGGAACUACGACACGCUCUUGUCCGCCGCGGAGGCCGCGGGCAACAACGGGUGCCAGUGCAACUGCGCCGGCGUGCUCAGCGGCUCGCAGAGCGAGCUGACUUGUAAUGGUGGUAGUGGGGUGGUGGUGUCGCGGAAGCGCAGCAGGGAGAUUGAGCCCGAGCAGUACGUGUCGACCUCGUCGGCGGCGUUGCUGCCGAUCCCGGGGUUGCAGAAGUUGGCGAUCGUGGGCGCGGCAAGCAGGAUGGUGGAGUCGGGGGUGACGUCGACCUAUGGCCGGCCCCCGGCGGCGUCGGUGGCGGACGCGCUGGUGUCGGAGCUGUGCCUGCAGGGCGCGGAGAUCGACGCGCUGGUGCGGGCCGAGUGCGACCGGCUGCGCGCCGGGCUGGAGCAGGCGCGCAAGCGGCAAUGCCAGGCUCUGGUGCGGGCUGCCGCGGCGGGCGCGGCGUGCCGGCUAAGGGAGAAGAAGACAGAGCUCGAGGCCGCGCGCCGGCGCGCUGCGGACCUCGAGGAAUGGGUCCGGCAGGCGGCCGCCGAGUGCCAGGCGUGGUGCGGCCUCGCGUGGAGCAACGAGGCCGUCGCCGCGGGGCUCCGCGCCACGCUCGACACCCUCCUCCUCCGCGGCGGCGCCCCGGCGCCCGGUGAGGAGGGCUUCGGUGACUCCGACCCAACCUCCCCCACUGCCGCGGCCGACGACGCGCAGUCCGGCUGCUUCGGGGCCAAGGAGGCACCGAUGGACGGCAAAUGGGCGUGCAAGGCGUGCGGCGAGCACGAGGCGUCGGUGCUGCUGCUACCGUGCCGGCACCUGUGCCUGUGCAAGGCGUGCGAGCCGACGCUGGACGCCUGCCCCGUCUGCCUCGCCGCCAAGAACGCCUCCAUCCACAUCGCCGCCAACUGACCGCAUCAGCCGCCGUCCAUGGCUUCUCGCGCGGUCGCGCCUCCGCCGAUCUCGCUUACUAACUUCAGUUGAGUAAUUAGUCAGCUAGAUUAGACGAAUUAAUCUCGUUCCUUCUGUUCUUUUGGUGUGAUCCCUAUCCUAAGUCCUGACGUAAAAUUACCGCUCGGUGGAAAUGAAAGAUCGAAUAAGACUUUUGAGUACUGAUGUUACA
Phragmites australis (common reed) is the source of this 1359-nucleotide messenger RNA. RefSeq names its product E3 ubiquitin-protein ligase BOI-like. Gene Ontology annotation, molecular function: ubiquitin-protein transferase activity. The transcript has a single exon. NCBI's taxonomy places the organism in Eukaryota, Viridiplantae, Streptophyta, Magnoliopsida, Poales, Poaceae. Bases 186 to 1148 code for a protein of 320 amino acids. The record is from RefSeq and is a predicted model, not a curated record.